Molecule: messenger RNA, 1461 nt
Organism: Opisthorchis viverrini
Lineage: Eukaryota; Metazoa; Platyhelminthes; Trematoda; Opisthorchiida; Opisthorchiidae
Exons: 8
Coding region: 1-1461 (486 amino acids)
Source: RefSeq, a predicted model, not a curated record
AUGCCCUUGAAACCGCACAAGAAGUCGCGAUCGAAAGCUGUCAGUCACCCGAAUCAAGAGAAACCGGCCAAAGAAAAGAAGCCCCAACCCAAUCGAGAUGAGCAGGCUCGCAGAGAUCAGGAGCGGAAGGAACGAGAAUUGGAGGCCAGAGAAAACGAGGAACUCGAAUUGGCCUUGGCUCUCAGUGCAAGUGAAGCUGAAUCAAAGGAGAGGGAGCGACGUGCUCUGCAACGAGCACCACAGAAAACUACUGAGCCACCAGUGGACACCAUUGGGCCUGCUGAAAAUGGCCCGUUGAAGUUGCUGCCUGUUUUGGAUACGUCGGAUAUGGAUCCAGAGCUGGCGCGAUAUUUGAACAGACAUUAUUGGGAAAACAGAGCAGCGUCGUCUAACCAGCUGACUAACAAGUCAGCCCUUGAUGACCCGCAUACUUCACCUGGGCCACAGCCCAGCGCUCCAAUUUAUUCCAGUCCGAUUCCGACUCCAGUUAAAACUGGCAAUCCAUCAGGACCGGGAGUUGUUCAAACCAAUGGAUUAUUGCAGUCUGGAAAUGACAACAACACUGUCUUCGAAUCGGAAUCGACUUUUCCUGGUGUGCCGGAAUUAACAACACCAAAGCAGGAGGAAUUCCUCAAUGCCCUGAGAGCCAGUGUGGAGUUCUUUGUCAAUCGUAUGCAGAGUAACAGUCAGCGAGGUCGGAGCAUUGCCAAUGACACCACAGUACAAGCUUUAUUCCUCACUCUUCAUGAAAUGCAUCCGCAAUUACUCCAGUAUAAACAGGCGAUGGAAGAAAGACGGGCCUAUUUCGAGGGUCUACAAGACAAAAUAACUCAGUUGCGCGAUGCGCGUGAAGCGUUGGAUGCACUGCGACAGGAACAUGCCGCCCGUCGCCAAUUGGAAGAACAAGAGGCUGCUCGUCUUCGACAAUUGCAAAUGAUGCAGAAACUGGAAGUGAUGCGGCAACAGAAGCGAGAUACGCUCGAGUAUAGGCGCCGCCUGGCUAUGGAACAAACAAUGCAAUACCAACAACAAUAUCAGCUUCCACCUCAAUCAAUGCAACACUCCAUGGAUCCGGUCACAGGAAUGCCCAUAACUAUGCCCAUCGGGCCCUAUCCAGGCGGUUACCAAAUACCAAACCCGUCUUAUUCUAUGGCAGGACCAACUCAGGGAAUGUACAUUCCACCAAGCAUGGAAGCAUCACUUCCGGCUCCUCAAGCCGGGACGGACCCAAGUAGCAUGUAUCCCUCAGCCGCUGCUGCCCACACUCCUGGUCAACAUCCAUCAGCUAACACAAUCGCAGCGGAAGAUCCCAGUACUGUUCAACCACCCUCGUACUCACAGUUACCUGAUAGACCAGCAGAGGAUUCUCAACCGGCCACAUCGACGGGAAACUAUCCAAGCACGGGCUAUUCACAGCCUCAAGCUGCUUUGCUGGAGGGCCAAUUGAUUUCUUUUGAUUGA